AGAACUCAUCUGGAACCGGGAAAAAAUGGAGUGUGCCGGCAAGGGACGAGGAAGUCGUUGCAUUGGCCCGGCGAUUCGACGCUGUGGUCGCUGCGGAGCUGUUGCUUACUGUUCAGCCGAUCACCAGAUUAAACAUUGGAAUGAUCAUAAAGAUGAAUGCAAAAGGUUUGAGCAACAAAUGAAGAGAAUAGAUGCCUUGUACGAGUUUCCUUUCACAUUUUCCGAGGAGGCUGUUCAGUUGUGUCAAAAGCAGGUGAGUAGGUGUUCAUUCUUGAGCAAAAGGGACAUCCACAAAGUCGGAAUGUGGUUAUAUGAGUGUCCUUGUGGAGAAGCUGCUACAUCCUAUGAUUACUCAAGAUUAAAUGAUAGUUGGGUUCUACCUAGAAUCUCUUGUCCAUGUAGUGAACCGCUUUCCCCAAUAACAAAACGUUUACACAGUUGGAAGGACUAUUAUGAUUGGAGAUGCAUUCCCCUUCACUCUCCUGCUGCUUUGCUUCUUCAUUGGCCACUUACAAUAAGUUAUGCUAUGGAGGUUGCUGGUUUGGAACCCUUGACUCCAGAAUUUGGUGACACAUUACGCAUACACUAUUUAGGGCCUGAGAAGGAGCUUUUACAGCUCUCUGUCUUUGCUGAGUUGCUUGCACUUUUCCCCGGGGUGACAAUACACAUAGAGCUUGUUGGGCCUAGAAUUCCCGAAGAAAUGGAUGGUGAGAGCAUUGACCUUUCCAGUUAUGCUAAAUGCCUACAGAUGGAUUGUGUUUGCAAAUAUUCAAGCAAAGACGUCAACAGGGGUGUAUAUUCUGAUAAACGUCCAAGGUUGGCGUUGAAGCUUUGGAGAGGGCUUUACCAUGAUUGUUACAAAGCCAUUACCGAAAAUUAUCAUCCUCACUUAAUCAUUGCUCCAAAUGCUGGAAUUGCUGCCUAUUCCAGUUGGCUACCUACUAUUGAACUUAUUAAGAAGAUAAAUGUUCCAGCAAUCUUUUCUGAUUUCUGUGAAGAAGCUUGCCAUCUUGGUGCUUCUUGUUUGAGCUGUGUGAUAGGCCACCCCAUUACGUUCCCGAUUCAAUUAAAUCCAUUCCGGCAACCAAUAGCUAUUGAAGACACUGCUCUGUUUCUUCCUUGCUAUUCAAACUGCUUCUUGUACGGUGUUUGAAUCGACCAAAAGUACCAGUUUUACUCCGCCAACUGUGUUCCAAACUCAGGUCUAUGCCUCUUGCGCUAGAGGAUUGACUAGGUAAAUCAAAUGGUUGCUAGGAUAUUUUAAGUUUGUCUACAUUGUCAAUAUAUCUCAAGGUUUUGCCGCCUUGGGUAUUUGAGCAGCCAUGUGCUGCAUCAUUGACCGUUUUCUAGAUUGAUCGUUUUUUUUUUUGAAGUUCAAAGAGUAGUUGCUUACAGACUUGAUCAAUGAUUCUGCCUCUAAAGUCUAGGGUUGUGCAUCAUUUCAUUCGCAUAUUAAAAUGCUGGACUAACUAAUAGUA
Cucurbita maxima (winter squash) is the source of this 1478-nucleotide messenger RNA. Its product is annotated as zinc finger MYND domain-containing protein 15. The record is from RefSeq and is a predicted model, not a curated record. Lineage: Eukaryota; Viridiplantae; Streptophyta; Magnoliopsida; Cucurbitales; Cucurbitaceae. The transcript is spliced from 11 exons. Bases 26 to 1153 code for a protein of 375 amino acids.